AUGCCAGAUGUCGACAUUUUCCUCGGCGGCGACCUUGCUCCGGGUGAGUUCCGUCGUUUUUCGGUAGCUCCAGAUGGUGGUGUCUCUGUUACCAACCGAGGCGUCCUUGGCGAGGAACGGUCUUUAUCCAUUACCGAGGCUAGAGACAGAGCAUCCCGCUCGUCCAAGGCGAUCUUGGAGGCGAUUACGCUCUUGACCAAUGUGCUUGAUCGCCACGAGGCUACUAUCCGCAAGCGUUGGGCAAAGAAGAGCACCCGGCAGCGCCAGGAUCUCCUCCGUAGGGUAUGGCCAGACAUCGCUGCUGCCCACGCACCCGACCUUGCAGCCUACAAGCGUAGAUCCAAAGCCCGGGGUGCAUUUGGCAGAGACAACGGCCUGGACAAGAAUUAUGCGCUUCCAGUGAGGCAUCCUCCGUCUCGGUUUGCGGUCCUGGAUGAGCAAAGUCUCAGCUUCGGCAUCUGGGCCGAGGCAUUGAGCCCUCCACCCUUUUACCUACCAGGCGCGGCGUAUCGUAUGGACUUGUGGACGGAGGAUCCGGAGAAGUAUGGGAAGAUUGAAAAGUAUGAAACAAGCGCCACGGAAGCGGCUGCUGGCAGGAUCCCAAACGUGCCCACGGGCCUACUCGUUCUCGAUGUUCAAGCAACGUUGCUUCAAGCUAUACGAGAUAUCGUGGCUCUCAUUCUGCAGGACAAGCCGCUGGAGGUGUACGCUGAGACGGGCCCUGUCGUCCCAGAACUCCCUCCUCUGCCCCUCCACCCUGGAGAGGAUUCCCCCUCGGUAACAGAUCUGGCCCUUGCGCGUCCCUACCUCGUCCCCGAGAAGGUGGACAUCGCUCGGCUGUCCUCGCUCGCCCGCACCCGCAUGGCAGAAUGGAUAGACUACGGCUGGGCUAUGCGUGAGGAGCCAGGUUUUUUUGCGGAAGUUGUCGGAGAUUGGCAUGAGCACUCGAGCGCAAACGUAAAAUUUCCUAACGGGAGACCGAAUCCUGCUACCCAAACCAUACAAGGACAACUGGCGGAGUGGUCCAGCAGCGCCGGCAGUGCCAUUAAUGAGCCGAGCCUCACCAAGGAGAAUACCGAGAUUUUACAGGCAGCGGAGCGUCACCUUGAUGAGAUAUGGGACAAGUAUGAUGCGCAUCUCGAAAAGCACUUGUCCACAGAAACUAUCGAGAGACUUCAGACUGGGGUACCCAAAAAGGAGGAGCUGCGAAGAACCCCGGACUGGGUUGAACCUGAGCCCAAACCCGCCCAACAAACGAUCGAGGACCAAGAACCAGCGAAUGUCAAGUUCGACGGGUGGACCGACGAGCCUUUCAACAAGAGCAAGCUGGAAAUAAGGGUGAAGCCCAAGACAACUGGGCAGCCGGGCUCGGGUUACGACGAAGAGAGUCCACAGACACCUCUAGACUAUGCCCAAGAUCUCUAUGCUUACCUUCCCCGGUUCACAUUGAGAAACCGUGCAUAUCGCACCUUUGGCGUGGUAUUCCACGUGCCCUCAUUAGACGCACCACCAGGCGAAUUGGCUUGGGCAGAUUUCUUACAUGCUAUGCGUGCCGUGGGAUUUAAUUCUGAGAAACUGUAUGGUUCAGUAUGGAGAUUUACUCCCAAGGAUGGGAAGGUACUCGGAGAGAGUGCCAUCAACUUCCACGAGCCACACCCCAGCGGAAAGCUAUCAUUUUGGACAGCUAGACGGUAUGGGAGGCGACUGACUAGAAACUACGGAAUCACUGGGCAAAGCUUUUCCUUGGAAGAGAAGGAAUAG
Molecule: messenger RNA, 1761 nt
Organism: Clonostachys rhizophaga
Lineage: Eukaryota; Fungi; Ascomycota; Sordariomycetes; Hypocreales; Bionectriaceae
Source: the annotation of a GenBank genome assembly